AGUAACUGACGUGUACAAAAUUAAAUUGCGCGAUCACCAGUAGGUUAGACCACUAAGUGUUGAAUGACAAACAUUUAUUAUAGGAAAUAGUGCAACAAUGCUCGACUUAUUUACUAUAUUUAGUAAAGGGGGGAUUGUACUAUGGUGUUUCCAAAAUACCUCGCAACUAUUUGCUCCUAGUGUUAAUGCACUUAUACGAAGUGUCAUAUUGCAAGAGCGUACAGGAAAUCAUACCUUUGAACAUGAUUCGUUACGUCUACAAUACAAACUCGAUAAUGAGUUUGAACUGGUAUUUGUUGUAGCAUACCAGAAAAUACUGCAAUUAUCUUAUGUAGAUAAAUUUUUAAACGAUAUCCAUUUAGAAUUCCGAGACAGAUUUAAAAAUGAAUUGGAAAGGUCUCAAUGGUUUUGUAAAUUUGAAUUUCAAAGUAAUUAUGAGAAUGUACUCGCGAUGGCUGAACAAUGGGCACGGAUACAGGCUAAAAUACCCAAACAAAUGCGUACGUUCGACGAGAGUCAAAAGUCCAAAAAGACUGUUGCUAGUAUGAUCGAACGGAAGGACGAUAAAGAUAAUAAAAAACAGGGUAAAAAGAAGAGGGGAGUUAAUACUAAUAAAGAUGAUCAAAUAAAAGUUCAUGAGAUCCCAAAGCAGGAUGUACAAAAUAACCAAACAAAUAAUCAUAAUCAUAACGGGGAAAUAGGUGAAGACAUUUUAAUCGCAAACCGUUUGAAAUUGGCUCAAAGCAUGAACCCUCACAAGAAGAAACUUGAGAAGCAGAAGAGCCGUAAACAAGAAAAAGCUGGCAAGAAACCUCGUGUAUGGGAAUUAGGUGGGACCACCAAGGAUCUAGCUACAUUAGAGCGCACCAAAGACAAGCCAGAAGAAGGUGGAGAUUAUGUGCCAGCUGAUACAACAUUAGUGGGCCAGAUGAAGGGAUCCAUCCGCGACUUAGAAGUAGAAAGCGAGUCGGAGGACGAAUCGAACAAGGAAAUUGUAAAUUCCAAACCGCAAGUACAAAAGAAAUCCAGUAGUAUGUUUUCCAUGUUCAAAAGCUUGGUUGGCAAUAAGAGCUUGAAGUACGACGACAUGGCUCCAGUUUUGGAGAAACUGAAGGAUCAUUUGAUCGCGAAAAACGUAGCUGCCGAUAUUGCCCAAAAAUUGUGCGAUUCCGUUGGUGUGAAAUUGGAGGGAAAGGUGCUCGGCACAUUCGACAGCGUCACCAAUACCAUUAAAGCAAGCUUGACGGACGCAUUGGUACAAAUAUUAUCGCCGAAAAGGCGUGUCGACGUUCUGCGAGAUGCGAUAGAAGCCAAAAAGGACAAGAGACCAUAUGUGAUGGCCUUCUGUGGGGUCAAUGGCGUGGGGAAAUCGACGAAUCUAGCAAAAAUUUGUUUCUGGCUCAUCGAAAAUAAUUUCCGCGUGCUUAUCGCUGCGUGCGACACGUUCAGAGCCGGCGCGGUCGAACAAUUGAGGACUCAUACGCGUCAUUUGAACGCUCUGCAUCCCCCGGAGAAGCAUGAGAAUCAAUGUAUGGUUCAGCUGUACGAGAAAGGGUACGGCAAAGACGCGGCUGGCAUAGCCAUGGAAGCGAUCCGGUUCGCCAAGGACUCGAGGAUCGACGUAGUCUUGGUAGACACUGCUGGCAGAAUGCAAGACAACGAGCCGUUGAUGAGAGCCUUGGCCAAGUUGAUCAAAGUGAACGAACCGGAUCUAGUUCUGUUCGUCGGCGAAGCUCUCGUCGGCAACGAAGCUGUUGAUCAAUUAGUGAAAUUCAAUCAAGCGUUGGCUGAUCACAGUCAAUCCAGCAAUCCUCAUAUCAUUGACGGGAUCGUGUUGACUAAGUUUGAUACAAUCGAUGAUAAGGUAGGCGCGGCGAUUUCUAUGACGUACAUUACCGGACAACCAAUCGUUUUUGUUGGCACGGGACAAACGUACACGGAUCUGAAGUCGUUGAACGCGAAGGCUGUAGUACACGCUCUGAUGAAAUAAUUGUUGAUUCUAAUAAUAAAAUAUUUGAACUUAUUUAUUCUGAGACAUUUCGAGGACUGUUAUCGGCAGAUUCGGGGAACGAGGAUCAUUGAUAUUAUUAUUAUUAUUAUUAUUAUUAUUAUUAUUACACAUGAUAUUAUCCAUUUACAGUGACAUACAGAAAAGAUUUUUAGAACGGAGAACAACGCCGUCGUGUCGAGAAACUUAUUCCUCUUGAUGCCUUAACAACGCAGAUUAUACAACUUCGAUUCAAAUAAAGAGACAUAACGCAAA
Molecule: messenger RNA, 2263 nt
Organism: Megalopta genalis
Lineage: Eukaryota; Metazoa; Arthropoda; Insecta; Hymenoptera; Halictidae
Gene: SrpRalpha
Product: signal recognition particle receptor alpha
Biological process (GO): intracellular protein transport; SRP-dependent cotranslational protein targeting to membrane
Cellular component (GO): signal recognition particle receptor complex; endoplasmic reticulum membrane
Molecular function (GO): ATP hydrolysis activity; GTP binding; signal recognition particle binding
Source: RefSeq, a predicted model, not a curated record